AUGAUUAAGAAUAGUUUUAGUGUCAUGCUUAUACUUGACAAUAUAGCAUACUCUUUGGAUAAUAAUACACUGUCAUCGUCAUUAUUUGAUGGUAUUCAAGGACAUGUUAAGAAGAUAGACUGCCCACUCAGUCCCGAGCUUACGAAUGUUGUGGGUUCUUGUAAUGGCUUGUUUUGCAUGUAUAGUGAGGUUAAGGAGCAGUGUUGUUUAUGGAAUCCAUGUACUACUGAGGUGAGAUUUCUACCAAGAUCUGGAUUUCAAGGGAUUAGGAAAAAGACGCGUUGCUCUUUAGGCAAAGGACAUGGGUUUGGUUACGAUUUUAAGAGUGAUGAUUACAAGUAUGUGCGUAUUUUCUGCAAUGGAAGCAGAAGCAGCCCUGAUAGUCAAUCCCAAGUGCAGAUUUAUUCAUUUAGAACAAAUAUGUGGAAAGAAAUGUAUGUCCCAUAUAUACUCACCAAUGUGGAUAGAAACGAAAAUGCACCAAACGGGGUAUCUUGUAAUGGAGCUCUUCACUGGUUUGCAAGAAAGAAUUCAUCCCCCAAGGUAUUAUUAGUUUUUGAUAUGAUAGGGGUGGGUGUAAGAGAAAUUCCAGAGCCAGAAAAUAUGGAUGUCAAGAAUCUGGGUAACAGCAAAUAUGUUGAUGUGUUGGACGGGAAGUCUUUGCAUUCUUCACAGUGGUGGUUCAGCCGGUUUCCAUGUAUGGGUAAUGAAGGAUUACGGAAUGAGAGAAUCGUGGACAAUGAUGCACAACAUUAA
Molecule: messenger RNA, 756 nt
Organism: Papaver somniferum (opium poppy)
Lineage: Eukaryota; Viridiplantae; Streptophyta; Magnoliopsida; Ranunculales; Papaveraceae
Product: F-box/kelch-repeat protein At3g23880-like
Exons: 1
Coding region: 1-756 (251 amino acids)
Source: RefSeq, a predicted model, not a curated record